UCCAGUGAGUAGCUGGAGAACAUCACUAUCCCUCUGCGGAACCUCUGUCUGAUUGUGUGACGAAAGUCUGGUUCAAGCCUACUGUAACCCGGUUUCAAAUGGAGUCCGCAUAAGUACCCCCGGGAGCAAUGAGCUGGAAAAUUAACUUCACGGCGCCGAUGGAAAUGGGGCGCGAACGAGAAUGCUGCGUCCUCUCCACAUCGCCGGGCUGCCGCCGAGCCGCAAGCUUCCCCUUUGUCGGCGACUCCUCAAUAAUACAGGCAUCCAGUUUGAAGGUCCGCUCCAAGAGCGAGUCGGAAGCCUUAAACAAGAUGCGAUUGACACAGAUGAACUUGGAAACGGUUCGCAAACGUCUGUCCGAAUCGACAAUUAAGGAGAAAGAUGAAGGAAGCGACUACCAAUCGCACAGUUCAUCGAGCAGCGAAUGCGAGGUCGACGAUUUGGAGCUCUUCUGUGCGGGGCCUCUCGAAUUGAAAGAGGAAGAGAAGUUGCGCAAAUCGGUACGAUUUGCCGACGACUGCGGACAUGAGCUCUACAUGGUCCGCGUGGCGACGGAGCCCAGCAAUUGCCCACCGAAGCUGAGUCCUUCUGUGCUCCGUCGCUAUCGGGGAGAAUCGUUCGAAGAAGAGGAGAUGACUACUCGCGAGCCGGCUCCUGUCUGGAAUCUGAUGUUUAAACAGCCUGCAGCGGAUUAUGUUCGUUUUCGGGAAAACAUGGAAACUAACAAAGUGUCGCUGGAAAAUGUGAUCUUAAACAAUGAAGCAUACAAAGUGAUGGGAACAAUCAAAGUGGGCAAUAUUGCAUUUGAGAAGAGCGUUUUUGUGCGAUACACAAUGAAUGGCUGGAUUUCGUAUAUGGAUAAAGCGGCGAUAUACCAACCAUCCACCAGCAAAAUUCAGGACACUUUCAAAUUCGACCUUGACCUGCCCUCUUCUGUGGAGAAGAUCCACCAAAUUGAGUUUUGCAUUUGUUUCAAAGCGAACGGCACCGAAUACUGGGACUCUAACUCGGGUACAAACUACGUGUUGCACUGCGAGCAGCAACAGCAUCCUGCCGUUCCACAACAACGUCGCGCGUCGUUGUUCGGCAGUUCAAAAUAUCUCGACCGAGAUGACGCCUACAAGCUCGACUACAACGAUUGGGGAAAAUUCGCCUCUUGGAAGGCGCUUAGCACCGAUGGUCCGUACUGGUAGUUUUGCUCCCCCAUAUACAUAUAUCAAUAUUUGCCUUUUUCAUCCUCCUUCAUUAUCCCACAUCCCCACCUCCCAACACAUAUACCCACUUUUGUUUCUACUACUACUACUGGUACGAUUUCAAAGUGCCCGGGUAUAGGAGAUCAGUUCAUUUUAUUACUCUCUUCUUCUUUUUCUUCUUCGGUUUCUUUCUUGCUAUUUCUCUUCUCUAUUUCAUCAUCUCGCUUAGCCAGAUUUCUUAAAAAUUUGAAUUAGAAACCCCCUUCACGACUUAAUCUUUUCAUUUGAUUCAUCUUCAAAAAUGCGUGUGCCUCCUCGUGUGUGUGCUAAUUGCCAUAUAGAGAUUUUCCGCCAUCGUAGUAGCUCAAAACGUUUUUUUUUCUCUUAAAUAGGGUAGAUAGGGAAGCUUACCCUUAUGUCUAUAAGCCCCCUCAUUUGAAAGAGCAUUUCGCCUUCCCCAGCUUGCCAUUAUUGUUUGGUUCACCUCCGCAUAGGGUACAAAUAAUCCGGUAUAGACACCUCGCCCUCAUCACCACUUCCCGCCACACUUUUUCUCUCUGAGAUCGUUGUCUUUGUUACCAUGUCCUAAUCAUUUCAAAGCGCCUAUCACAACAUCCAAAAGGUGCAAAAACUUCGCCCCUCCUCCUCCCAUUAUUUGCAAUCGGUAAAAGAAAAACGGUCGAAAAAAUUACACAAAACAAAAAACACCCGCCCCGCCCCCGCCCAACCCAAUGUGAUGAAUAUCAAAUAUUUGUUCAUGUGAAUCUUGAGAUUAUUAUUUCUAAUUGUUUAAAAUAUUGAUUUUUGAACUACUUGGAUUCAAAAUCAUUUCCCACCCUUCUAUAUAUACACCUUGUCAGUAGUAAUAUGUAUUAAGAACAAAUAACUUGUAUUGUUUAAUUGAUUGAGAUUAUUAAUUACCACAGUUCCAUCUAUUUUUGUUCCAAAUUGUUGCGCCAUCGGUGUAAUUGAUGAACCAUCGACACACACUUCUCCACGUCCCCCUUCCCCUUCCUUCCCACUCCCCACCAACGUGCGGGCUUAAUAUGUUACAGUUACUGUAGAAUGGUACCUUAUCAUGCCAAAUAAAAAUUCUAAAUAGAAU
This is a messenger RNA of Caenorhabditis elegans, 2298 nucleotides long. RefSeq names its product Protein phosphatase 1 regulatory subunit (gene H18N23.2). Lineage: Eukaryota; Metazoa; Nematoda; Chromadorea; Rhabditida; Rhabditidae. The record is from RefSeq and is marked reviewed. The transcript has 7 exons. The coding region runs from base 129 to 1193 and encodes 354 amino acids.